AUGUAUUCCCAGCGUCCCCUCUCUUAUGCACCAACCCCCUACAGUUACACCCCCAACCCCGCCCGCUCGGCCUCGAUCAAUCUGGAUGAGGAAGUCAAGCUGGUGUCAAGCUCCGGAGAGCGCGAUCUCUACGAAUCCCUUGCCGAAAUCUACAGCAUUAUCGUCACGCUUGACGGACUCGAAAAGGCUUACAUCAAAGACGUCGUGACCGAGACAGAAUAUACUGAGACAUGCACGCGGCUGCUGAAACAAUACAAAUCGAGUUUGGGCGAUGAGUCUGUAUCGCAAACCUUUGUUGACUUGGAGACAUUCAAGCGAUCGUGGGGGCUGGAAUGCCCCCGAGCUACAGAGCGAUUACGGAUUGGACUGCCCGCAACAGUUGAGCAGGCUUCACAUCACACACCGGCAGCCAAUAAUGCUACUUCCGGAGGUGCCCCCGGUGCAUCGGGCAGUCUCAUCCUUGCAGCCACGGAGAAUUUCAUCACCUUCCUCGACGCAUUGAAAUUGAACAUGGUGUCGAAAGAUGCACUUCACCCACUUCUCUCCGAGGUAAUCCAGUCUGUCAAUAAGGUGACGGAUGGGGAGUUCCAGGAUCGUGGGAAGAUCAUUCAAUGGCUGAUUGCGCUAAACCAAAUGCGUGCGACGGAGGAGCUUAGUGAAGAACAGGCGCGAGAGCUGGCAUUUGAUAUUGAACAGGCCUAUCAGGGCUUCAAGGCUACUCUGAACUAA
This is a messenger RNA of Penicillium manginii, 729 nucleotides long. RefSeq names its product ESCRT-I subunit protein VPS28. The transcript is spliced from 3 exons. Gene Ontology annotation, molecular function: protein-containing complex binding. The record is from RefSeq and is a predicted model, not a curated record. NCBI's taxonomy places the organism in Eukaryota, Fungi, Ascomycota, Eurotiomycetes, Eurotiales, Aspergillaceae. Gene Ontology annotation, cellular component: ESCRT I complex. Bases 1 to 729 code for a protein of 242 amino acids. Gene Ontology annotation, biological process: protein transport to vacuole involved in ubiquitin-dependent protein catabolic process via the multivesicular body sorting pathway.